This is a messenger RNA of Linum trigynum, 870 nucleotides long. The record is from the annotation of a GenBank genome assembly. NCBI's taxonomy places the organism in Eukaryota, Viridiplantae, Streptophyta, Magnoliopsida, Malpighiales, Linaceae.
AUGAAAUACAAGGAAGGCAAAUCCUUGGCGGAUCACUUGAACGAAAUUCAAGGGAUCGUGGAUCAGUUGUCCGGUAUGGGCAUAAAGAUGGAAGAUGAGAAGAAGCUUAUCAGAAGCCGUAAUGCUGUGUUCAUCGAAAAUGAGACCAUCGAAGAUGUUGUUGCUAGGAAAGAAGUUCCUAGUACUGAUGCUAGUCAACCAAGCCUUGGGCUAGUACCUCCAACGCCGGCGCUUACAGAAGUUGGAGAAGAAGCACAACAUGAUCAGCCUGAGAUAGUUGAACAAGAUGCUCCUGUGGAGGUUCAACCAGAAGAUGCUGAUGACGAUGGUCAACCACCAGCCAUUGAGGGUUCUCCUGUUCAAAUGAAGAGAUUUGGUAGGGUCACACGACGCUCUACCAGAUAUCCUGAGACUGAAUAUGUGUCACUUACUGACGGGGGAGAACCAGAAAGUUUCACAGAAGCCAUGAAUGAUGAACACAAGCAAAGGUGGAUAGAAGCCAUGCAAGACGAGAUGGAUUCCUUGUAUGAGAACAAGACAUUUGAGCUGGUGAAAUUGCCCAAAGGCAAGAGAGCUUUGAAGAACAAGUGGGUGUUCAAGAUUAAACAUGAUGAACACAACCGAACAACCCAGCUGUUCUGUGACAGUCAGAGUGCUAUUCAUCUUGCGAAGAAUGCUUCAUUUCAUGCUCGAUCAAAACAUAUCGAUGUUCGAUAUCACUGGAUUCGUGAUGUACUUGAAAUGAAGCAGCUACAACUGGAGAAGAUCCAUACUGACGAAAAUGGAUCUGACAUGUGUACCAAGACUCUUCCAAGAGAAAAGUUUGAGUUCUGUCGAUUAGCUGCAGGGAUGACGAAGUCACCUAUGUAG